GCGCCUUGCAUUAUUAAAACCCAACAUCAAUAUUCAUGACGUAGAAAUGGCCAGAUAGAAUAAAGAAAGCAGCUUCCACGCAUUUUGAUGCAGAAGGCAAGAAGAUGGUGACACGCCAAAGAGAUUACUUGUAGACGUGCAUACACACGUCUACCUCCCGCGCUACGCCAACGUUCUCCGCUCACGCAGUGUAGUCCCGCGUAUAGUGCAGCGCGGUACGGAAGAGAGGUUGCUCAUCCUCGAGAAUGAACCGAGCACUGGACGGCCUGUGGGUGCACAGUACUGGGACAGGAGCGAGAAACUGCGAUUUAUGGAUAGGCAUGGUAUUGAUUUGUCUAUCGUGAGUUCUGCAAAUCCCUGGCUUGACUUCCUCUCGCCCGCCGAAGCUGAACCACUAGCUCAAGCUCUGAACGAUGACCUCGAAACCUACUGCACCUCUGCACCCUCUCUGGCUGAUACAUCUCUUGGCCGGAUUUAUGGAUUUGGUCUCCUCCCUCUCGUUCCAAACAUCAACUCCUCCGCAAUCCUCAACUCAAUAUCCCAAAUCGCAUCCCUUCCUCAUCUUCGAGGUGUCAUCCUCGGUACUCGCGGAAUCGGUCGCGGUCUCGACGACGAAAGGCUCGAGCCAGUCUGGGAAGCACUAGCCACCUCAAACCUCGUUGUCUUCCUCCACCCACAUUACGGUCUAAGCGCAGGCGCACCAGACUUAUUCGGCGAACGCGACAACGGACACGUCCUCCCCCUCGCUCUCGGUUUCCCAAUGGAGACGACAGCAGCAAUAACUCGACUCAUACUCUCAGGUGUCCUAGAUAGAUACCCGAACUUACGUAUCUUACUCGCGCAUUCUGGUGGAGCGCUCCCUGCGUUGUCUUCACGCCUUGCUUCGUGUAUCGCGCAUGAUCCUGUUGUGUCUAGUCGUUUGAAGCAUGAUGCACGGUAUUAUCUUGGGCAGCUGUAUUUUGACGCGGUUGCUUAUGGAGCAGAGGAGCUUGGGUUUGUUUCGGAGGUCGUCUCGAGAGCAGAUGGAUAUGCGAACUUACAGUCGUCAGCUCGGGAUUCAGCGGGUCUAGUGGAUAGGGGAAAAGGAAGUCGAAGAAUUUUAUUUGGUACGGAUCAUCCUUUCUUCCCACCGCUUAGCGAGUCGGAGAAGUGGAAGAGUGUUGUUGAGAACUUGGAGGCGAUUGAAGGUGUACAAGGAUGGAACGAAGACAAUAAGGAAGGGGUUAGAGGAGGGAAUGCCCUACAUCUCUUUGGCCUUCAGUCAUUGAUCUUCAAAUGAGUAAGUGAUGUCAACCCUGUUUUCGCGUGUCCUUCCUAUGCUACAAUGUAUUGGAAGUUCUUCAUCUUUCAAAAUUUGACAAAAC
Molecule: messenger RNA, 1364 nt
Organism: Fomitiporia mediterranea MF3/22
Lineage: Eukaryota; Fungi; Basidiomycota; Agaricomycetes; Hymenochaetales; Hymenochaetaceae
Product: amidohydrolase 2
Exons: 3
Coding region: 311-1279 (322 amino acids)
Biological process (GO): secondary metabolic process
Cellular component (GO): cytoplasm; cytosol
Molecular function (GO): carboxy-lyase activity; hydrolase activity
Source: RefSeq, a predicted model, not a curated record